AAUUUGGAAGAGGCUAUCCUUAUUCUAGAGGAAGCCCUUUCAUUAUGCCCGUCAACGCACAUCGACAGAGCGAAGCUCGUCCCUUAUGUUCUCCGUGCAUUGGCCUUGAAAGUAUACCACUCAGGGGCGCUGGAAGAUCUUGACAAAGCUAUCUAUAUUGGACAGAAGGCUCUUGAUAUUGCCCGUCUCAACGUUCAUCCACUGUUCAAUAUUCUCCAUGCGGUGGCUGGACUGUUAGACCUCCGCCAUCAGCUCACUCACUCGGAGGGACGCGACCUUGAAGAGGCUAUCAAGCUCAAACGUGAAGCUGUGUUGUUAUCACCCCCAAUCUCCUCGGACCACUGGCAGUCCUUUGCUAGUCUUGCCAAUGGUCUUCGUAUGCGGUUUUAUUGGCAGGGUGAAAUCAGUGACCUCGAAGAAGCAGUUCAGCUCGGUCGCAAGGCGGCAGAUAGCAUUCCUCAUGGUGAUUACCGGCAGUAUAUUCCCGCAUCUUGCCUGGCCGACUCGUUAAGUUUGCGCUUUGCUGAAACGGGAGAUUUUUCCGAUCUUGCCGAAGCGUUGAAAUGGGAUCAAUGCGCAUUAGCAGCAGUAUCACCGUCACAAGCUCAGUAUUUUGACAUCGCAAGCAUGGCAGUAUCACACCUGUGCACACGAUUUGAACACUUUGGCACAACGGAGGACUUGGAGCAAGCGGGCUUCUUUCAUCCCUGUCUCCCGCGCAUGGAAACCGGCCUACAGUAG
Punctularia strigosozonata HHB-11173 SS5 is the source of this 741-nucleotide messenger RNA. RefSeq lists its product as uncharacterized. The annotation marks the transcript as partial. Gene Ontology annotation, molecular function: protein binding. The transcript has a single exon. The record is from RefSeq and is a predicted model, not a curated record. NCBI's taxonomy places the organism in Eukaryota, Fungi, Basidiomycota, Agaricomycetes, Corticiales, Punctulariaceae.